Messenger RNA from Scomber japonicus (chub mackerel), 1224 nucleotides. Its product is annotated as vascular endothelial growth factor C-like. Gene Ontology annotation, molecular function: chemoattractant activity; growth factor activity; vascular endothelial growth factor receptor 3 binding. Gene Ontology annotation, cellular component: membrane. Bases 1 to 1224 code for a protein of 407 amino acids. Gene Ontology annotation, biological process: vascular endothelial growth factor signaling pathway; positive regulation of mast cell chemotaxis; positive regulation of angiogenesis. The transcript has 8 exons. Lineage: Eukaryota; Metazoa; Chordata; Actinopteri; Scombriformes; Scombridae. The record is from RefSeq and is a predicted model, not a curated record.
AUGUGGAUACCAGCUUUGCUCCUAUGGAUUGUUAAUAUCAGCAAUUUGUGCUCAGGACAAGACUACACAGACUAUUAUCAAACUGGAGACAUGGGCACCGAGGCUCCAGUGUUGUCAGAUGAUCAGCCCAGUUUAGAGACGGUGACAAGCGUGGAUCAGCUAUUGCAGCUCCUAUACCCUGAAUACAAUCUGCUUCAGCACUGCCUGAGGAAGAAAUCAUGGCAUGCCCCCUCCUCUUCCUCCUCUUUUUCCACCUCAACUGCGAGCCCUUCGGCCCACUCCAACGAUGACGAUCUGUGGGGUCACCCGAGGAAGGAGGCUCUUUUCAAAGUUGACGGGACUCUGGGAGUCAUCCUAGAAGAAAUCCAACGAACCUCAUGCCAGCCCAGAGAGGUGUGUGUUGAAGUCUCAAAAGAGCACCCAGAGUCCACCAGUCAGUUCUACCUCCCUCGCUGCGUGGCGCUGCAUCGGUGCGGUGGAUGCUGCACCAGUGAAGCUUUUUACUGCACCAACACGAGUCACACGCUUGUCAACAAAACACUGAUGGAACUGACCCCACCCAGGAUGGAACGCUCUGUUGUCAUGGUGACCUUCGUCAACCACACUUCCUGCGAAUGCCUCUCCAAGCGGCCGCUGCACUCCAUCAUAAGACGAGCUGCAGCAGAUUACCUUUGUUCCCCACCCGAGGUUCCCUGUGCUCCAGGAUUAUUAUGGGAUCCAGUGAACUGCCUGUGUGUCUCCACAGACGCCAUUAAUUACUCUGACAGAGAGACAGAGGCGCUGGACUCAGGGCUGCUGGCUCUUUGUGGGCCCAACAGGGUUUUGGAGGAGUCCACAUGCGAAUGCGUCUGUCGAAACGGACUCACCAAGGACAGCUGUGAUCCAGGCUGGAAACUGGACCACGAUACCUGUGAAUGUCAGUGUGAAGGUCAAGAAGAGGGGAAGGGGUGCCCUGCAGGCCAGCGGUGGGACGAGGAGCUGUGCGGCUGUGUGUGUGAUGUAGAGUGUCCCGGGAAUCAACCUCUCAAUCCAGACACCUGCCUGUGUCAGUGCAGAGAGAGUCCGGAAUCCUGUCUGCGGCAGGGAAAGAGGUUCAAUCCCAACACCUGCAGUUGUUACAGGUUGCCAUGCAGGAAGCCCAGACGUGUGUGCCAGGCUGGGUUUUACUACAGCCACCAGGUCUGCCAAUGCAUCCCCAACUACAUGAGGCCUGAGUGGAAUUAA